AUGCAUCUUCCAGGCCAGAACGCAACGUUUCUUCAUCAAAAUGUUUCCCAAGGUAAUUCCAAACAAAAAGGAGGGUCAACAUCUCCUAGUUACAAGCGAAAAUUGAAUGUACCCCGAAGCCGCGAACAGAGAGAGUUUCUCGCGAAACAGAAACGAGCGCUCGAGCAGCGCAAACUCGAGGUUGCUCGCCAACAAAGAGAGCGAGUGAAGCUCGCUUUAGCAGGGCAAAAAGCGAAGGAAGCAGAUCAGGAAUAUAAGCGGCGGUGUCGGAAUGAGCGCAUACGAGCUGAAGAGCAGCAGGUGAUCGAACUCCGGGUUGAAAAACAGCGCCAACUUCGCGAGGCAGCAACAAAGCAGCACUACGAACGUUUGAUGGCCGAAAAGAAACGACAGCACGAAGCACUGAACUUGGUUACACUAAUGGAGGAGGAAGAGAGAAACUUGCGACUACGUCUUGAAGCACUUCACUUCCAUCGUGAGUACAUGGAGCAGGAGCUGUGCGGUGGUGUGCCUCCAUUGGGCCACCAAGCGCCUGAUCGAUGA
Phytophthora nicotianae INRA-310 is the source of this 543-nucleotide messenger RNA. RefSeq lists its product as hypothetical. The transcript is spliced from 4 exons. Lineage: Eukaryota; Oomycota; Peronosporomycetes; Peronosporales; Peronosporaceae. The coding region runs from base 1 to 543 and encodes 180 amino acids. The record is from RefSeq and is a predicted model, not a curated record.